GGAGCCUCUCACUCACGCUGGAAGGAUGCAGACGGCGAGAGGAGAGAUUCCAGUGCACUUGAAGAAGGCGCUCGCCCGCCGCCACAUGCAAAUGGACAGAACAAUUCAGCGCGAGCCCCUCCUCAAGGGGCAGCAGUGGCAUUUCUGAGCUGGACUCGGCAGAACUGGAUGCCUCAUUCUGCUCUCUGCUUCUUUCUGAGUCACCGGACCGUUGCAGUUUAAAAAGGAAGAGCGAGCGGAGUUCUCUCCUCCGGCUUGGGAUCGGCACGAGCGGCGUCAUGGGUGGAUUUAUGGCGUUUUGGUGAAAGGUUUACUUGGUCGUGGACGAGUUGCUCAGAUGCGUCCCGUCAUGUCCUGGCCUCUGUUGGUGUGGCUCUGGGUCAGCGUGACGACCGUUCAGCUGUGUCAGGCCACUUUCUCCGACGCCGCGCAGGAGCGCCGCGGGACCGGGACCGGGACCGGGCCCGGGCGCACCAGCAUCCACACGAUCGAGGGCGGCACGUGCGAAGUCAUCGCCGCCCACAGAUGCUGCAAUCGCAAUCGCAUCGAGGAGCGCUCGCAAACGGUCAAAUGUUCUUGCCUGCCGGGGAAGGUGGCCGGGACCACCCGGAACAGACCUUCGUGCGUCGACGCCUCCAUCGUAAUUGGGAGGUGGUGGUGUGAGAUGGAGCCUUGCCUGGAGGGGGAAGAAUGCAAGACGCUGCCCGACAACUCGGGCUGGAUGUGCUACGCCGGCAACAAGAUCAAAACCACCAGGAACACUCAGCCAUACACAACUUCGUCUACAUACUGAAGAUUUGCGAGGAGUUCGCCUGUCGACGUCUUUGGGGCAAAAGUUGAAGUGCAGGAAAUCAGUUAUAAAUAAAGGAGUAAAAGAGAAGGGGACUGCGGACAAGUCCCGGAGGUGGCGUUGGGUUCACGACGAGAGGAGGUGUUGCUGUUUCCCAACUUGGCAUCCCCGCGGUCCGUUGCUGAGGCGGUCCAGUAUCCAGGUGCGCAACCAGCUGCCAAUGCCCAGUUUAUGAGGUACCGCUGCGUUAAGUCCAGAAGUGAAAUCUGCAAAGCGCAUCCCCGCGGACCAGUUGGCAUCGUCCAGGUGCUGGUUGCAUCCUCUGCCGACCCAUUUUUUCCACUUUUGCAUGCAAAACGAGGCCCAGGAAGUCCGUCGGUGAUGAAGCCCGACGAUGAGCGUCGCAGAAUUGUGGGCCUCCGUCGCUUUCCACCGCAGAAGCGAGAGGUUGAAGGCGGCGGCGAAAACCUCUGCUACUACGCGGGGCUGCUGCUGUUCGAUGCCGGCGAUGUCCCGUUGCGGCAGAGCAAGAUGGCCGCCCGUACCCCUGUUGCGCUCGUCCAAGCGGGGGGAGGAUUGGAAGCGUUGGUUCCGCGUCUGUCGUGACCGCAGAUCCGGAGGGAAGACCAGAAACGGCAGACGCGCCUCUGCGGCGGCCAUGUUGGCGUUCCCGGCGUCCCCAGCGCAGCCCAUCAGCACACGUUGCAAUUAAGUCGUAACGAGCUCAUUUCUCGAGCUUGACUUGCCAAACCGUGUGCCAGACCGACCGAACCAUUUGGGGAUUUUGGAUGAAAUUCCUCGAGUGAGUUGAUUUUAAUGUGGAAAAAUGAAUUUGUGCACUUAGUGGGGCGGCACGGCGGAUCUUCUGGUAAAGUGUUGGCCUCGCAGUUCUGAGGUCCCGGGUUCGAUCCCUGACCCGCCUGUGUGGAGUUUGCAUGUUCUCCCCGUGCCCGCGGGGCUUUUCUCCGGGUGGCCACUCGGCUUUCCUCCCACAUCCCAAAAACAUGCCCCGAGGUGGGAUUGUGAGUGCGACUCUUUGUCUCCGUGUGCCCUGCGAUUGGCUGGCAACCACUUCAGGGUGUGCCCCGGCUCCUGCCCGUUGACAGCUGGGAUAGGCUCCAGCCCUCCCCAUGACCCUCGUGAGGAUAAGCGUUGAAGAAAAUGGAUGGAUGUUUUUGCUGCUCAAGCAGUUUUGUGCCAUCUUUGAA
Syngnathoides biaculeatus (alligator pipefish) is the source of this 1998-nucleotide messenger RNA. RefSeq names its product chemokine-like protein TAFA-1. Gene Ontology annotation, biological process: regulation of neuroblast proliferation; neuroblast differentiation. The transcript has 7 exons. Gene Ontology annotation, molecular function: receptor ligand activity. The record is from RefSeq and is a predicted model, not a curated record. Bases 338 to 793 code for a protein of 151 amino acids. Lineage: Eukaryota; Metazoa; Chordata; Actinopteri; Syngnathiformes; Syngnathidae.